Messenger RNA from Betta splendens (Siamese fighting fish), 3531 nucleotides. RefSeq names its product sodium channel, voltage-gated, type II, beta (gene scn2b). Gene Ontology annotation, cellular component: membrane. The record is from RefSeq and is a predicted model, not a curated record. Lineage: Eukaryota; Metazoa; Chordata; Actinopteri; Anabantiformes; Osphronemidae. The transcript has 6 exons. The coding region runs from base 44 to 721 and encodes 225 amino acids.
GGGAAUAGAAACGUAGCUUUUUGUAAAAGAGGGGAGCGGAAACAUGUCUUCCACCGCGCAGCAGAGAAGAUGCGGCGUUCAGCAGAUGAGCGCAGCGCCGCCACUGAUGCUGCUGCUGCUGCUGCUGAUGCUGAUGCUCUCGGGCUGCUCGUGCAUGGACGUGCUGGUGAACAGCAACCUUAACGCACUGAACGGAUCUACUGUCAAAAUGACCUGCACGUUCACCUCCUGCUACAAAAUGGACACCAGCAAGUUUUCCAUGAACUGGACCUACCAGGAAUCGCACAACGACACGGAGGAGCUGUUCAUGACCUACUACAAGAAGAAGAUGAUGGCCGUGCGCUCGGAGCGCUUUGGCGACAGGGUGUCGUUCGUGGGGAACCUGGAUCGGAACGACCUGUCCAUCACGCUGUCGGACGUCCAGGAGAUGGACGAGGGGACCUACCACUGCUACGUGAAGAACCCCCCCGACCGCAUCCAAGGGCACGGCGUCAUACAGUUCAAGGUCGUCGCAGAACUGCCGCCGCCCAGGGACUCCACCAUCGCGGUCGCCAUCGGGGCGUCGGUGGGCGGGGCGCUGGCCCUGCUGAUCCUCUCCAUGGUGGUGGUGAAGUGCCUCCGUCGGCACCGGGCGCAGGAGCUGAUUUCUGAGGAGAAGAUGGAGGAGGAGGGGAAGCUGGAGGCGGAAGGCGUGGCGGAGGAGGAAACCAAACAACCGUAGCUGGGCCGUCUGACUGAACCAGCAUCAAGUGCUCAUCACGUCUGACAUCAUCUCUCCUGAAGACCUGUACGAACCGCCGCUUGAAUCAUUCUCCACUGUUACUACCAUUCCGUCUGCAUGUGUGUGUGUGUGUGUGUGUGCGUGUGUGUGUGUGUGUGUGUGUGUGUGUGUGUGUGUGUGUGUGUGUGUGUGUGUGUGUGUGUGUGUGUGUGUGUGUGUGUGUGUGUGUGUGUGUUUCUAUACGUCUGUGUGAGAUUGUUUUCUUUAAACUAGGCUAGGGAACACUUCACUGCAACCAAGCGUUUGACUCCAUUCCUCAGACACAUGUAUCAAACACGUGUCAAUAUCAGUGAUCGGUCAUUUCUAAUUUAGAACAAUUUGACAAUUUGAUACAAUUGUAUUUGAAUUUAAUAGGAUUGAAAUUUCAGGUACUGACUUUAAGGCAAACCAGGUCGUUGCAUGAAAAUAAUUUACCUAUAAUAAGCUUAACAGUUGCUGUGUGUCGUGUCACUCUGCUUAGCAGAUGUGGCAUGAUGGGAAACCACUGUCCCAGAACAGAUUCAGUUCUACUUUUUUUUACAUUAUCGCAUUAAUUGCCUUGGAGCCAGAGUCUCAAGCGUGUGCUACGAUAGCGACCAUUGCGUUAGCACAUGUGUGACGUCUGUCCACGGCCUGAUUUUGCCGCAUGGUCUCUACACGUGUCAAUGAUGUGUUCUUAAACAUUCCUGAAACCUGUGGAUGUGGCCCUGCAAUCGAGCAAUCGAGGUCUAAUCAACAAGAUCACUCAUAUCAAUGAAUCACGGUAGCGAUGAUCCAAAAAAUAAUACAUUCAGUUGUAAAGUUAGAGACUCACAAUGUUUGCUCUGUCAGUAGUAAUAUAAAAAAAAUGUAAGUGUCACCUAAUUGUUAAACAUGCACUAUAUAAAGAAAACUGAGCGGAGCAGCUAAAUGACAUUCACACAGUGCAGCUUCUGCUGUAUAGUACUUUUUUUUGUCUUUUCUUUAAAAUGUGACAAAGCGCAGGUAAAUCAAUGUUCUUUUUACUUCCACUGUUACAGUAUGUGAAAGUAAAGUGCAACCUCAUGCAGAUGGAUCAACACACUGCACUGCUGCCGAACUGGCUCAGUGCUUUGCACAGUCAUUCAGAGAUAAAGUGAAGUCAGUGAUAUGGAGAGAUGCCGCUGAAGCGUCCUGUAACACGGAUUCUAAGCAGAUCUCAGACUUUUAACAAGUUACAAAUAAUGAGUUCCUUGUAAUAGAAAAUUAUAAUUUGAUUGUUCGCUUCACUUACUGUAUUAUAGCUUUAAUAUUUAUAGCAGAGCUGAAUACGUUUUGCAUAAUCUGAUAUACAUACAGAUGACAACUUUUACAUCACAUGAGACGGGAGCUCGGUCCCAUUAAAGAUUGUAAUUAGGGGAAUAAAAGCAAAUCAUGCAAAGUAAAAUCAAAGAUAAUUAUAUUCACAACUGACAUGAAAGAGCGUGCAGACAAUUAGGUUAAAAAAUUAUUUGAAAGUACGUAGACGAAUUAAAUUCUGUACUAAUCUUAACGUAAUAAUGACAUAAUUUUAUGAUUUAUUUAAUCAAAUCAUUUUUGUAAAUGACCCAUUGCACCUCAAGGCAAAGACUUUAGUGUUUACGUUAAAGCUAACAAAAAGUGUACGAAUUUAAAAAUGAAUCUCUCGGUUGCUCAGUGUCAUGAAUCCAAAGAGUUUACCUCAAAACUGUAGAUGUUGUUUUGCACAUUAAAACACUGACACAUAUUUUAAUACUAGUGGUAAAGCAUGUGACUAUGAGGGAAAUGAUGAAGACAUGUUUACUGUUCAUGAGGCAACAGUAACAGAAACCUGGCAUGAGGAUUGUACGGUUGGAUAGAAAAUGUCAUUUGUCAUGCAUUUUAUGUUUGAUUCAAGCACCAUGAAUGUUAAAAAUAUAAUGUAAAAUUAUAUUCUCUAUAUUUUACCUUAUAAAAUACUCCUUUUACAUCUAAUUUACUGUACAUGUUCUAGCAUGAGAGCGUUGUUAAUCUCUGAAUGUUUUGACUAUGUUGUGAUCUGCGCCAUCACAAAUGAUGACAUCUCUGUAGACGAUGACCUGUGUGUUCCACUUACUGGGAUGUGCUUCCAAAUCUGAACGGAAAAAAAAUAAACUGUGUACAGGUCCGUGUCUAUACCAGUUACAGUUUUUAUCAUUUACACAUUAAUCAUUUAGGGACUCCAGCGUCAUUAGUAACGUACUAAGUGAUUUCCUAAAAUAUGAAAAUGCAUGUUUGGCAUAAAUAUAAUAUUUCACACCUAUGUGUUGCUCUGUGAUGAUCAGUAAUGAUAAAAAAAAAUAAACUGAUUUCUUCUAUACUUCAUUGUUUAUUUCAGUGAAGUGAUGAUUCUUGUGAAUUUUAAACACGUUUGACAUUGUUUAUUUAGUCAGUGAAGCUAAAGUCACUUUUCCUACACUGCUGUCUGAGUAAUGCUCAUGUUUAAGUUCAGACACUGGGUCCGACUCUGGGCCCACAGAGUGAUGACAGGUUAACAUUUGGGGCAAAUUUAAUGCUGCUUCCACAGGGAAGGUUGUGUUGGUCUUGUGCAGCUAUUGUAUAUAAAGUAGGACCCAAAAAGAAACAAUUCAGCAUAAACAUUAUUGAUGCACUAGAUUGUACAGUAUCAUCCAGCUCAUGGCUAUAGACUUGCCCUGAAUAGUUGCUCUUGCAUCACUUCAAACACUUUUCAGCACCAAAUGAAUGCUUGCACUGGGCUGAACAAGCAGCCGUCAUCCCAUUAUGCAUUUUGAAUAAAGGAGGUUGGAAAAUCCUAA